CGGGCAGUCGGUGCGGGAGCGGGACGGUGCGCGGAGCCCCGCGGAGCCCCGCGGAGCCAUGACCUCCCGCAGGUGGUUUCAUCCCAACAUCAGCGGGAUUGAGGCAGAGAAGCUCCUCCUGACCAGGGGUGUCCAUGGCAGCUUUCUGGCUCGACCCAGUAAGAGCAACCCGGGAGAUUUCACCCUCUCUGUCAGAAGAAACGACGAGGUGACACACAUCAAGAUCCAGAACACAGGGGACUACUAUGACCUCUAUGGGGGGGAGAAGUUUGCCACCCUUGCAGAGCUGGUGCAGUACUACACCGAGCAGCACGGGCUGCUGCGGGAGAAGAACAGCAAUGUCAUCGAGCUCAAGUACCCUCUCAACUGCCAGGACCCCACCUCGGAGAGGUGGUACCACGGGCACCUCACUGGCAAGGAGGCAGAGAAGCUCCUGACAGAGAAGGGCAAGCCCGGGAGCUUUCUGGUGAGAGAGAGCCAGAGCAAACCAGGAGACUUUGUCUUGUCAGUGCUGACAAAUGAGGAUAAGAUGGAGACUGGGGAUCGGAAACCGCACGUGACCCACGUGAUGAUCCACUACCAGCCCGACGGGAAGUAUGACGUGGGGGGAGGAGAGAGGUUUGACACCCUCACAGACCUGGUGGAGCACUAUAAGAAGAACCCCAUGGUGGAGAAAUCUGGAGCUGUGGUUCAUCUGAAGCAGCCCUUCAAUGCCACCCGCAUCAACGCAGCCAACAUUGAGAACAGAGUGAAGGAGCUGAACAAAAUGGCAGAUCACAGUGAGAAGGCCAAGCAAGGGUUCUGGGAAGAGUUUGAGAUGUUGCAGCAGCAGGAGUGCAAGCUCCUCUACCCCAGGAAGGAGGGACAACGACCAGAGAAUAAGGCGAAGAAUCGCUACAAGAACAUUCUUCCCUUUGAUACCACACGGGUGGCACUCCGGGACGUGGACGAGAGCGUACCUGGGUCAGACUACAUCAAUGCCAACUAUAUCAAGAGCAUCCCAGAAGACGGAAGGAGCUCGGAGCACUGCAAGGUCUACAUCGCCACCCAGGGCUGCCUGCAGACCACGGUGAAUGACUUCUGGGCCAUGGUUUAUCAAGAGAACAGCCAUGUCAUUGUCAUGACAACCAAGGAGGUGGAGCGGGGCAGGAACAAGUGCUUCAGGUACUGGCCGGACAAGGGCUGCAGCCGGGAGUACGGCGGGAUCCGGGUGCGGAACGGCGGCGAGCGCGAGGCCCAGGGCUACUACCUGCGGGAGCUGGAGGUGCUGCGGGCUGGCCAGGACGAGCACCCAAGGCUGGUGAAGCACUACCAGUAUUUUAGCUGGCCAGACCACGGGGUGCCCAACGAACCCGGGGGGGUUCUCAGCUUUCUGGACCAAGUGAAUCGGGCUCAGCGAAGCAUUCCAGGCACGGGGCCCAUCGUGGUGCACUGCAGUGCUGGAAUAGGACGCACAGGCACCAUCAUAGUGAUAGACAUCCUGGUGGAUAUUAUCCACAGGCAAGGUUUGGACUGUGACAUUGACAUCCCCAAGACCAUCCAGAUGGUGCGCAGGCAGCGCUCGGGCAUGGUGCAGACAGAGGCACAGUACAAGUUUGUGUACAUGGCUGUUCAGCAGUACAUCGAGGCUGAGCAGAAGAGGCUGGAAGAAGAGCAGAGGAGUAAAAGGAAGGAGCGAGACUACCUGAAUAUUGGUUACCCUCCCAUGGAAAAAGGCAGAGCCAAAGGGCAGCCCCCCUCACCACGGGCCCAGUCUGUGGCUGAGGAUGAGUCAGCUUCCGUCUACGAGAACCUGAACAUCAAAAGCCCAAAGGUUUCAGGGAUGAGUAACACGGGGCGAUAAAGGAGCCGGAGGUGAGCUGUGUGGAGGCUGUUCAGGUUUUACAGUGUUGAUGUCCACCCUUCCCACAUCCUACAGCCGUGGACAAUGUUUGGUUUUGUUGCCCAUCUUGCCUUCCCCAAGCACCUUGGAUUCGGAGAGGAAUCAGAAGCUGGCCAUGAGAAGCAAGCAGAGUCUGCACCUGAAGGACAUGCCUCAACCUAACUUAGUCAUGAGAAGGUUCUUCUCCUGUUCUCCCCUGUCUCAGUAGGUUGAUAUUUAUGUGGAAGUGCCUCUGGACAUUCAUUAGGGCUUCAUGGCUCAGUUCUAAUUUUCUUCUUCCUUGUUUUUUUUUAAUUUAAGAUUCAUUUUUUUUUACACACAAAUCGUUCAGAGGAACAGAAAUGACUACCUGCUUAGGAGCUUUCCCAGGGUUGUCCACUUAGGGCAUUAGUAAAAGGUUAGUACACUUGAAUGUUUUCAUUAGGUCAGUCAUUUCUAAACUAGAAGUGUUUUUAGCCUAAAUCCUGGAGUCACCUUGCUGCCUGUGAGGGUGAGAAAUAGAGAGCACUGCCUGGACCUGGGUAUCUGCUCCUCUGUUGAUUCUCCUUCCCACUGCCCUUUGGCUGUACCAGUUCUAGAUGUCUAUGCAACCCUGCUGGAGCACCCAGAGCAGCCCCUGCUGCUGGAGCACCCAGAGCAGCCCCUGCUGCUGCAGCACAGCGUGGGUGUGUGUGCCUGGGUCUGCCUGCUGCUCUGCUCCAGGCUUUCCCAGCAGGAUGGAGACAGAGGUGCCAGCAUCUCUGUCUUUGUGUGGGUCUGCAUGUUGAGCUCAGGGAAAUCCCACCCAGCUACGGGUGCUGGAGAGCAGGAAAGCAGCUUUGUGUGCUGUGCUUUUAGCCACCUCCAGUGGGUACCAGCCUGGGAUGCUCAUCUGAGCUGAACCUCCUGGGCUGGGCCCCUCUAAGCUUGAUGCAGCUCUGCCAUUACCUUGCUGCAUGACCUCUUGUAUUUGGGUUCUCCACCCCCCCGCAACUAUAUGACAAGGCAAGUGUUGUAUCUGCUGAGUAGGAGUGUUGUAGGAGUUUGUGACUUGCCCUGCACCACAAAGAUGAGCAUGUCACUGAGUGGAGCCUCCCAGCUCUGUUGAUAAGUCCUGACUUGUCACUGCCAGUGCUUCCCACUGUGCCAGCCCUGUGAGCAGUCCUGCCAGAGACCCCUUCCUGCAGCACCUCCGGGGCCUGGAGGUGUGCUCUGUGGGCAGCCCUGGGGCUGAGUGCCAGUGCCUGAACCUCCAGAGCCACCUGGGGUCAAUGUUGGGGUCUUCCUGGGUCUCUGGGGUGGGUUGGACUUGCUGCAUGGUUGGGGUGGUGGUGCCUGGAGUGUUGGCUCCAAGUGUUGAGCAGAAAGGUUUGAACAAAAGCACAAUGACGUGCCUUGGCUGUAUUUCCUGGCUGGUCUUUCUGGUCCCUUGUUGCAGGGACAGGAGAACUGUUUAUUUUUAUUGCACUUUUAAUAAAUGUUGACUAUUCUCGAGG
Apus apus (common swift) is the source of this 3357-nucleotide messenger RNA. Its product is annotated as tyrosine-protein phosphatase non-receptor type 11-like. Gene Ontology annotation, biological process: protein dephosphorylation. NCBI's taxonomy places the organism in Eukaryota, Metazoa, Chordata, Aves, Apodiformes, Apodidae. Gene Ontology annotation, molecular function: protein tyrosine phosphatase activity. Bases 59 to 1843 code for a protein of 594 amino acids. The transcript has 16 exons. The record is from RefSeq and is a predicted model, not a curated record.